AUGGCUGAAUCUCAGGGCGUCCAGCCUUCUGGGGAAGCGCUGGGUGCGUAUGAGAAAUCGAGCCAAACCGAAGAACAUCAAAAUAGCGGUGAGGAGAUCUCUGUAAAAAAUGACAAAUUAGAAGAAUUUACACAAAAGGUCGACGUUGACCACAUCCUAAAACACCAUGCUGGGAAUUUAGGAUUUGUGCAAAUUGCCAUGGUAAUUGCUAGCUCUCUAACCCUGCCGGCUGCCAUCAUAUUCCCCGUUUUUGGAAAUGCCGAACUGCCCCACAGAUGUCGACUGAACCAGACUAUGGAGGAGUACUUCACCUCACAAUUCAAGGUUUCCACCGAUCCACACAUUGAUUUGUUUGACCUCGUAGCUUCUCAUGUCGGACCUUGGCCUUCAUCCAACACAUCAAUUCCAGUACAUGGAGGCAGGUUUGGCUGUGAAAGAUAUCGGACCCCACUAGCAUCACUAAACUCAGUUAUAACCCAGCCUGAGACUCUUCCAUGUGACAAUGGUUACGUUUACAAGUAUACACCCGACCAAUAUCCUGGUGGAAUAGUGGUCGAAUGGGACCUUGUGUGCGAUCAAGCGUGGAAGGCCCCAUUCAGCACCUCAAUGUAUAUGGGGGGUAUGCUUUUUGGGUUUAUCCUUGGAGGAAUGGCUGGUGAUCAUUUCGGUCGCCGAUUGACCGCUCUUUUCGCCUGUAUUCUUGAGGGACUAACCGCUAUAGCUGUCUCAUUGUCGCCGUUUUUUGGGCUAUACAUCCUCUUUCGUGUUCUCUUGGCCUUCUCCACUUCAAUGAAAGUUGCGGUUCUUCUUGUCCUUUGUAUGGAGCUGACAACAGCCCACCAACGGUCUCUUGUUAACGGACUUUGGUCACUUAUCCAAGGCUUUUUGUUAAGAGCAUUGCUCUCUCCACUUGCCUUUUGGUUUCAAAACUGGCGUUGGCUGCAUGGUGCGAUCUCGUUUAACACAUUUUUAAGCUUCCCUACAAUAUUCUUUUUCCCCGAGUCUCCACGGUGGCUCGUAUCGCAACAGAGGAAGUCGGAUGCCUUGCACGAACUGUACAAAGUCUAUCGUGUCAACCAACGAUUGCGGAUGUGCAAAGAAAAAGAAACCUUAGUAACCGAACAACAGUUUGUACGGAAAAUCCAGGAUGAGGCUCGGACGCUAAAAAGAGGCGAAAGUAAGGCACCACAGAAGCCUACUGCCAACUCUUCACACCAGUCUCAAUUCAGGCAGAUGCUUAAGACAUUCAUCAACAAACGGAUAGUGCGGAUAACGGCUCAGUGCGUUCUCUUGUUUUCGGGCCAACUUGCGACAACUUUUGGCCUAAUAUUCUACGGUAGCUCGAUACGCUCUAACAUAUACUUAGUUAAUUUCCUUAACUCUGCGACUCAAGUACCCGCGACUAUCAUUUCUGGUCUUUUGUAUCGUUUCUGCAAGAGGCGCAAGAAGCCAAUCGCCUUUAUGUACCUUUCCACGUGUAUAGUUCUCACUUGUGCCUCUGUAUACAACUUGGUGGCAAAACCCGAGUCCGAUGUCGUGCUUAACGUGUGUUGCAAUCUGGCCCUAAUCCUCCAAUCGGCUGCCUUCAACAUGGUUUUCAUGUAUGUGCCUGAACUCUUUCCAUCGGAGGCGCGGGCACUCGGUCUCGGAAUAGGGGCUGGUCUGGGUCGAGUUGGUGGUGUACUCUGUCCAUUUAUAAACUCGCUAGAUUCCAUGACGUUCCAUGGUUUUCCCAUCAUCAUAUACGUCAUCAUUCUCUUACUUGAGAUGUUGAACUUAGCAUGGUUGCCUGACACAUCCGGACGUAAUUUGCUUGAUAAUUUGGAGCAGAAAAAAACAGGGGACAAUGAGGCACUGGCUGAAAGUGAAGAGAAGGAGGAGGAGGAGGGGGAGGAGGAGGAGGGACGACCUAUUUGGGCGUCGACCGUGGAUGAGUUGGUCGCGUCGACGCAAGUGAUUUGUUCGAACUUGGACCGGCGAGACGGCGCUGACAAGUGA
This is a messenger RNA of Mesocestoides corti, 1998 nucleotides long. Lineage: Eukaryota; Metazoa; Platyhelminthes; Cestoda; Cyclophyllidea; Mesocestoididae. The record is from the annotation of a GenBank genome assembly.